Messenger RNA from Suillus clintonianus, 450 nucleotides. RefSeq lists its product as uncharacterized. The record is from RefSeq and is a predicted model, not a curated record. The transcript has 5 exons. NCBI's taxonomy places the organism in Eukaryota, Fungi, Basidiomycota, Agaricomycetes, Boletales, Suillaceae. Bases 1 to 450 code for a protein of 149 amino acids.
AUGAUAAUAUCUAGAUAUCACACAUCCAAUUUAAUGUGUACAAAUAAUAUCAUAGUACCUACUAAGUUGUGUCCAGAAGGUUGCCUCAUUUGUGUGAUAUUGGUACCUGUUGUGUGCGAUAAGCCAGCUGCACACAAAAUCAGCGGUUUCACUUCUCAUUCUCACACUAACUUUUGUACAUGUUGCUGGAUCAGUAUCGCCAGCAAAGAUAAGGUGUCUGCCUUUGAGAAGGGAGCUUUCAAAGUGCACACAGAUGCACAACACCACAAACUAGGAGAACUGUAUGGCAAUCUGACAAUGCCAAAUGCUUACAAAACCUUUGUCAAGGAUUUUGUGACGAUCUAUAUGCAACUCUGGUGUUUACCUUAUUUCAAUAUUGUCGAGCAGGUGAUCAUUGAUCCAAUGUACAACUUAUUUCUCGGAUUGAUGUAUCACUACCUACAACCAUAA